Messenger RNA from Tripterygium wilfordii, 945 nucleotides. Its product is annotated as DNA-directed RNA polymerases II and IV subunit 5A-like. Gene Ontology annotation, biological process: DNA-templated transcription. Bases 162 to 794 code for a protein of 210 amino acids. Gene Ontology annotation, molecular function: DNA binding; DNA-directed RNA polymerase activity. The transcript has 5 exons. The record is from RefSeq and is a predicted model, not a curated record. Gene Ontology annotation, cellular component: RNA polymerase I complex; RNA polymerase II, core complex; RNA polymerase III complex. NCBI's taxonomy places the organism in Eukaryota, Viridiplantae, Streptophyta, Magnoliopsida, Celastrales, Celastraceae.
GGAAAUUAUUCUAUCAAAAACCCUAAACCCUAGAGUCAUUGAACUCAUGAUUAUUCUAUUACCGCCGCCAAGCCCACUUUUUUCCCCGGAUUCAAACCAACUUUUCAAUCACUUGCUUAGCUCAAGAACUGAUAUUGCUUGCUUGGGUUAUUGGUAGAGAGAUGUCUGCAGCAGAUGAGGCAAUCAGAAGGCUAUUUAAAGCUUAUAAAACAAUUUUCAAAAUGCUGAGCGAUCGUGGUUAUUCUGUCGAGGAUUCUGAGAUGAAAUUGACAAUGCAGCAAUUUGUUGAGAAAUUCGGUGAGAAACCGAAGAAGGAUGGCCUUUUCAUGCGCAAGAACAAGGGAGAGAACUCCUCUGACAAGGAUCACAUUUGUGUCUUCUUUCUCGAAGGACAAAAGGUUGGUGUUGCGCAAGUGAGAACUUGCAUAGAACGCUUGAAAUCAGAGAAGGUUUUCAGUGCAAUAUUGGUGGUUGAAAGGGCAAAGGGUUUGAGUCCUGGAGUAAACCUUGCAAUAAAAGAGGUUUCUACACGCUUCCAUAUUGAUGUUUUUGAGGAGGCAGAGCUGUUGUCCAAUAUUUCAGAGCAUGCACUCGUUCCACCACAUACUGUGCUGACAAACCAAGAAAAAAAGGAAUUGCUGGACAAGUAUCGCGUAAAGGAAGCACAGUUGCCGCGCAUUCUGGUGACGGAUCCACAGGCUAAGUACCAUGGCCUAAAGCGAGGCCAAGUUGUCAAGAUUGUUCGAGAUAGCCAAACUGCUGAUACGUAUGUUACCUAUAGAUAUUGUGUAUAACAUUUCACAUUAUUUAGAUCUACUACUAUGAAAAACUUGUGUGCGUUGGGAAUUAUGCCAUCUAUCUAUUAUCUAUUAUUGGGCAUGCCAUUGAAUUUUGUUUACUUGAGGAUUAAAUAAAAUGUCAACAAAAUAUUUGUCUCGUGCUUUA